UAGGUAAUUUAUCCCAGAGAUUUUUACUGCGUUUUGGUUUCUCGAUCUCUACAAUGAAUACAAGUGGGUAAAGCGGGAAACCUAAAAAGAAAUUACACAUAAAAUACAAAAAAAAAAGACAAAGGAAAAAGAAAAAUAGAUAAAGAAACGACACAUUUAAUAUCACAAAAAUAAAUAAAUAAAAAGACAAAUGUGAAAAACUAUAUCGCCCUUCUCUCAUAAAUCAGUCUUCUUCUUUUCACUCUCCUUCCCACUUCCAGCUUUUCUCCUCGAGUCUCUCUCUCUAGUCUCUCUUUUGUAGCUCCCCCUACAGCUAAUCUCUGCACGUUUCCAUAGAGAGGAAUAUGAGUCUCUCUCCGAGGGAUUUUCACUCUAUCAUCUUAUCCUAAUGCCCUGAGCCAGCCCAAUAACCAAAGAGAAAAAUCAACACUACAGAAGGGAAGAGAUCUUUCUUCUCAUUCUUGAGUCUACUUUGAACAAUGGCGAUUCCAAAGGAGGAAGAAAGUAGAGAAGAGCAUAGCACUUCGUUUCUUCUUGAUGCUCUCUACUGCGAAGAAGAGAAAUGGGACGAUGAAGAAGUAGUUGAAGAGAACUCUUCCUAUUCUUCUUCUUCUUCUACUACUUCUCCGUUCGUUCUUCUGGAGCAAGAUUUGUACUGGGAAGACGAAGAUCUGGUCACUCUCUUCACCAAACAAGAAGAACAAGGACUCAGCUGUCUCGAUGAUGUUUAUCUCGCAACUGAUCGAAAAGAAGCCGUGGGUUGGAUUCUGAGAGUCAACUCUCAUUAUGGGUUCUCUACUUUGGCAGCUGUCUUAGCCAUAACUUAUCUCGACAAGUUCAUCUGUAGCUACAGCUUACAGAGAGACAAACCAUGGAUGCUUCAGCUCGUGUCUGUUGCUUGCCUCUCUCUAGCUGUAAAAGUCGAAGAAACCCAUGUCCCUCUUCUUCUAGACUUUCAAGUGGAGGAGACAAAGUAUGUGUUUGAGGCAAAAACCAUACAGAGAAUGGAGUUGCUGAUUCUGUCUACUCUCCAAUGGAAGAUGCAUCUCAUCACUCCAAUCUCGUUUCUAGACCACAUCAUCAGGAGACUGGGGCUUAAGGACAAUGCUCACUGGGAUUUCCUCAACAGAUGCCACCGUCUCCUCCUCACUGUAAUCUCCGAUUCAAGAUUUGUCGGCUACCGCCCAUCAGUUGUUGCAGCAGCCACCAUGAUGCGAGUCAUAUACCAAGUUGAGCCCUUUGACCCUCUUUCACACCAAACCAAGCUCCUCAACGUCCUUAACAUAACCAAGGAAAAGGUUGAACCUUGCUACAAUCUCAUCCUCCAGGAUCGUAUCGGUUUGCAGAUCGAAACCCAAACUUCCCGGAAACGCAAGAGUCGCGAUUCGCCAUCGUUGAUCUCCCCAAGCUGCGUGAUCGAUUCAAAAUCUUUCAAUGGCGACGAAAGCUCAAAUGAUUCGUGCUUAACGAGUUCGUACACUCCACCAUCGUCGCCGGAGCAAGAACCUCCGGUGAAGAAGACGAAGAAGGAGAAACCGAUUUUGCAUCUGCCAUGGGCAAUCGUAGCCUCUCCGUGAUCGGAGCUUGUCGCCUGUUCUUACCGUUUAAAUAUUAUUACAGUCUUUUAAAACUUGAGAACAAUCUUGUAUUAAGCUCCUCGCUGCAUAUACGAAAUGUCGUGAAUGCCCUCACCGUGCCAUGAGUUGACACAGCGUCAGCGUGUAUGUGGAGGGUAUUCAUGACAUUUGACUGCAUGGGAUGCAGUGAAGAGAAUAGAAAUAACUUCAGGCUUUUGCAAUUUUAUGGGCCUUAGUAAUGUGUUUUAUAAAUUUUAAAGUUUUACAGUAAAAUAAAUUAAAAAUGUUAUUUCUCUCCUAUA
This is a messenger RNA of Brassica napus (rape), 1879 nucleotides long. RefSeq names its product cyclin-D3-1-like. The record is from RefSeq and is a predicted model, not a curated record. Gene Ontology annotation, biological process: regulation of cyclin-dependent protein serine/threonine kinase activity; mitotic cell cycle phase transition. The transcript has 4 exons. The coding region runs from base 480 to 1577 and encodes 365 amino acids. Gene Ontology annotation, cellular component: nucleus; cyclin-dependent protein kinase holoenzyme complex; cytoplasm. Gene Ontology annotation, molecular function: cyclin-dependent protein serine/threonine kinase regulator activity. NCBI's taxonomy places the organism in Eukaryota, Viridiplantae, Streptophyta, Magnoliopsida, Brassicales, Brassicaceae.